Letharia columbiana is the source of this 1821-nucleotide messenger RNA. RefSeq lists its product as uncharacterized. The transcript is spliced from 6 exons. The record is from RefSeq and is a predicted model, not a curated record. NCBI's taxonomy places the organism in Eukaryota, Fungi, Ascomycota, Lecanoromycetes, Lecanorales, Parmeliaceae. Gene Ontology annotation, biological process: mRNA processing. Bases 1 to 1821 code for a protein of 606 amino acids. Gene Ontology annotation, cellular component: nucleus; U2AF complex; commitment complex. Gene Ontology annotation, molecular function: pre-mRNA 3'-splice site binding; poly-pyrimidine tract binding.
AUGAACGGCGACAGCUACUCGUCAAGAGGCAUGGCAACAAACGCCCUACCGAGGAUUCGGAAACAUGAGACUGAUACAAACAAUCCCAUGAGCGCAGAUUCGGGCAGACAUGGCUCAUCUAGGGAUCACUAUUCCUCAAGAGACGAUCGCCGAGACAGAGAUAGGGAUCACCAACGAGGCGGCGACAGAAGACGUUCGAGGUCUCCCAGACAUCGAGAUUCAAGACGCCGCGAGCCUGAUGUAGACUCGUACUCCUCCAGCCGUGACUAUAGAGCGCGCGAACGUGAAGACCGCUACGGUCGAGAAGGCACUCGAGAUGAUAGGGCAUGGGACCGGGAUAGGGGAGACAGAGGUGGCAGAGGCGAUAGGGAAGACCGAGGAAUGUCACGGCGUGAUGCUAGGCGUGACGACUAUGAUCGCCCACCGCGGAGGGACAGAGAUCUAUUUGAGGGUCGCAUGGACCGAGGGCCAGGUGCCGGCGGCCGUGGAGGUCCCCCGAGAAGCGAUCGUGACGAAUUCGCAAUGCAAAUGGGAGGUAGAGAUAGGAAGAAGAGCGCCAGUCCUCCACCAAAGAAGAAGGAGCCCACACCUGAUCUGACUGAUACUGUACCCAUUACUGAAAGAAAGCGGAGAUUGACACAAUGGGACAUCAAGCCACCUGGCUACGAGAAUGUCACGGCAGAGCAGGCAAAACUUUCAGGCAUGUUUCCACUACCGGGCGCACCUCGCCAGCAGCCGAUGGACCCAAGCCGAUUGCAAGCUUUCAUGAACCAGCCAAGUGGUUCCGCCGGCAACGCGGCACUGAAGCCAUCAAAUGCUCGCCAGUCGAAGCGCCUGUUCGUUCACAAUCUUCCAUCAUCGGCUACGGAUGAAGGCAUUAUCAAUUUCUUCAAUCUACAGCUUAAUGGACUCAAUGUCAUAUCCGCACCAGAUCCUUGCAUAUCAGCACAAAUCUCGAAGGAUAGGACGUUCGCACUGUUGGAGUUCAAGAACCCCACCGAGGCUACCGUUGCCUUGGCAUUGGAUGGCAUCAAGAUGGAAGAUAAUGACAACAUGGAGACCUCGAAUGGCACCGCUAACGGCAGCUCUCAAGGUAUCUCGGUCCGACGGCCUAAAGACUAUAUUGUACCAUCCGUUGUCGAAGACGAGGAGUACCAAGAAGGAUUGGUGUCGCCUGUGGUACCUGACACGCCCAACAAGAUAAGCGUGGCAAAUCUUCUUCCAAGCCUGGCGGACGAACAAGUAAUGGAGCUUUUGACAGCUUUUGGACCGCUCAAAGCCUUUGUCCUAGUCAAAGAUAGUAGUACCGAGGAAUCUAGGGGUAUUGCCUUCUGCGAGUACGUCGAUCCCGCUGUCACAGACAAUGCGGUCGAUGGCCUCAAUGGUAUGGAGCUUGGUGACACGCAUCUCAAGGUUACGAGAGCUAGUAUCGGAGUCACUCAAGCUGCUGGACUUGAGAUGGGUGUCAACGCAAUGUCUAUGCUUGCGGGCACGACGUCGAACGACCUUGAUGAAGGCCGAGUCCUACAGUUGCUCAAUAUGGUCACACCAGAGGAGCUCAUUGACAAUGAGGAUUACGAAGAAAUCUGCGAGGACGUCAAGGAAGAGUGUGACAAGUACGGCGAAGUGCUUGAGAUGAAGGUCCCAAGACCUAGUGGUGGAAGUAGGCAGUCGAAUGGUGUUGGCAAGAUUUACGUCAAAUAUGACACUCCGGAUGCUGCGCGUAAGGCCCUGCAAGCACUGGCUGGUAGGAAGUUUGCAGACCGAACUGUGGUCACUACCUACUUUUCUGAAGAGAACUUCGAGGUCGGCGCCUGGUAA